UUCAGCAAUGGCGGCCCCCAGGCCAGGAAACCCUGACAGGGGAUGGAAUGACCCACCUGUGUUCAAUUAUAGCCCUAAGACGUCGGGACAGGUAUCGCCAAGGGGAACAAAACUUAACAAACGUGUAGCUUACACAGGUGGAGCAGUAAAUACCAACUCAUCAACAGCGAUUAAAGGAGAAGGUUCGGGAACUCUGCUGAACUCUGCCAAUGGACCUCCCAUCUCACCUGUUCAACUGCUUCCUCCGAUACAGCUUUUGCCCCCGACAACCAACACUACCCCAUCUGCCCCUGUACCCCUUUUGAUCCCUAUGAUGAGUCCUACUGCCCCCAACUCAUCAAAGAUGGAAUCGGACAACACUUCUUCAGCAUCAGAUGUGGAGGAACUUGAAAAGACCAGAAUGUUAGGAAAUUUGAAAAGUGAUGAUGAACUUUUUGACAAAGUUCAAAAAAGAAUUGAUAUAGAAUUUGAACGGUGCUUACCAAGACUACAGGGCCGUGCAGCAGAAGAUGUCAAAAGAAAAUUACAUAUUUUGAAAGAAAAUUGGAAAGAUAAAAAGUUGUCCAAUGAGGUUCAAUUUAGAAUAUGGAAAAUACUUGAAGAUUUAGAAAACAAGGAAUUUGACAGGGCAUGGGAAGGUCACCUUUCUCUUAUGGUCGACUACACAGCUGAGGUUGGCCAGUGGCUGGUUGCAGUUAAACGAAUUAUUCUUGAGAAUCGGGAAAUGAAGAAAGAGACUGAAAGUUCUUUGGUAGAGAAGACGAAUAAAGAUUUAGAAUCAGAUUCUACUUCUGCCAAUCUAAUUGAUGUAUCUGAUCCUAAGAUAUCCUCCAGUAGUGUUUUAUCACAGGAUGAUUGUACAGGAGGGAGUGGAGACAGAAUAGGAUCCUCUGUUGAUGGUUGAUUUAGUACUUUACAAUACUUCAGCAAUGUUUCCCCUUAAACCAUGGCAUGAAUAUUAACAUAUGUUUAAUCUGAAAACUUUCCAGGAACCCUUAAAGACCUGAUGAAUAGAUAUUAGUGAUGUUAUUUUAAGUUUGUUGAUCAAACUUUUGUCAUUUGUUUUUAUUUCUUGUUGAUUACAAAAAUUGCUGUGCUGACAGAAAAAGAUAUAAUAUUUUAUUUUCUGAUAUCUCAAUUAUAUCUAAGACAUUGCACUUUGUGAUUUCAUACCAUCAUGUAGCAGUUGAAUAUCACUGUAGGUUAUUACACUAGAGAGUAUAUAAAUAUUUACAUUUGUUAAUGUAAUAUUUCAGUUGAAGGGUUUUUGUAUUUGCUGGCAAACCAAUUAAUUGAACAAUAUACUUAUUAAAGUUAUACAGUUUACCCCAUUAUUGGCCAACACACCUUAAGGUUAUAAUAGGAAAUCAAUGUUUGUUGACAAUUGAAACCUGAGAGAAUGAUUAUCAUGGUAAAAAUCAGUCACUGUCGCUUCUUUCUGCCAUCAUUUUCUGUGACAUUAUUAAGUGAU
This is a messenger RNA of Ylistrum balloti, 1471 nucleotides long. RefSeq names its product steroid receptor RNA activator 1-like. Lineage: Eukaryota; Metazoa; Mollusca; Bivalvia; Pectinida; Pectinidae. Gene Ontology annotation, biological process: regulation of transcription by RNA polymerase II. The record is from RefSeq and is a predicted model, not a curated record. Bases 8 to 904 code for a protein of 298 amino acids. The transcript is spliced from 6 exons. Gene Ontology annotation, cellular component: nucleus.